AUGGCGACGCCCUCCAAUGAGCUGGAGCACAAGGCGAGGGAGGCCUUCAUGGACGACGACUUCGCCCUCGCCGCCGCGCUCUACACGCAGGCCAUCGCCGCGGGCCCGCCGACCGCCGCGCUCUACGCCGACCGCGCCCAGGCCUACACCAAGAUUGGAGAUUUCGCGGCGGCCGCCACGGACGCCGCCCGCGCCGUCGAGCUCGACCCCGCCAUGGCCCGGGCGCACCUCCGCAGGGCCCACGCCUGCGUCAAGCUGGAGCAGUACGACGCCGCCCGGGCCGCCGUCGAGGCCGGCGCCGCCCUGGCCCCCGGCGACGCGCGGUUCGCCAGGCUGAUGAAGGAGAUCGACGGCAAGGCGCCCAAGCCGAUGGAGACCGAGGCUUGUGCCGUGCCCGCUGUUGCCGCUGCCGCGCCCGUGCCCGUGCCCGUGCCUGCCCCCGCUGAAAAGCCCAAGUACAGGCACGACUUCUACAACAGCGCGGCGGAGGUGGUGGUCACCGUGUUCACCAAGGGCGUGGCGCCCGAGCACGUCGCGGUGGAGUUCGGCGAGCAGAUGCUGAGCGUCUCCGUCGAGGUCCCCGGCGAGGCGGCGUACCACCUGCAGCCCCGCCUGUUCGGCAAGAUCGUCCCCGACAAGUGCAGGUUCGCCGUGCUCUCUACCAAGAUCGAGGUCCGCCUCGCCAAGGCGGAGCCGGGAACGACGUGGACGUCGCUGGAGUUCACCGACAAGCCCAAGCUCACCGCCACGGCGUCACCGGCGGCGAGCGGCGGCGCCCAGAGGCCGUGCUACCCGUCGUCGUCGUCCAGGGGCAGGAAGAAGGACUGGGACAAGAUCGAGGCACAGGUGAAGAAGGAAGAGAAGGAGGAGAAGCUGGACGGCGACGCGGCGGCCAACAAGUUCUUCCAGGACAUCUUCGGGAACGCCGACGAGGACAUGCGGCGGGAGAUGACGAAAUCGUUCCAGGAGUCCAACGGCACGGUGCUGUCAACCGACUGGAAGGACGUGGGCUCCAAGAAGGUCGAGCCCAGCCCGCCGGAAGGCAUGGAUCUGCGCAAGUGGGAGUAUUGA
Molecule: messenger RNA, 1071 nt
Organism: Miscanthus lutarioriparius
Lineage: Eukaryota; Viridiplantae; Streptophyta; Magnoliopsida; Poales; Poaceae
Source: the annotation of a GenBank genome assembly